Messenger RNA from Paramormyrops kingsleyae, 8700 nucleotides. NCBI's taxonomy places the organism in Eukaryota, Metazoa, Chordata, Actinopteri, Osteoglossiformes, Mormyridae. The record is from RefSeq and is a predicted model, not a curated record.
CGAGCUUCUAUCUGCACGAACGAGCACUCAUCGGAGUGAACGGCAGCACUAAGAUGGCGGAGUGUGGCUGAGGGGGCAGCACAUUAAUUCCCUGCUUUUCGCGUUUUAGUCGAAAUAUACGGAUCCGCGCCGCAUUGUAGGAGGGUGAAAACGACCGAAAGGUCGUAGUUGGAGCAUAUUUGGCUCGAUUAGAGCAGAAGUCAUGACGUCUAUCCACUUCGUGGUUCACCCGUUGCCUGGGACGGAGGAGCAGCUGAAUGACAGACUGCGGGAGGUGUCAGAGAAACUCAACAAGUACAACUACAGCAGUCACCCCCCACUGAAUGUGCUGGAACAGGCCACCAUCAAGCAGUGCGUGGUGGGCCCGAGCCAUGCAGCAUUCCUCCUGGAGGAUGGCCGAGCUUGUAGGAUUGGAUUUGCAGUACAGCCAGAUCGCCUGGAGCUGGGAAAACCGGACACCAGUGAUGGUUCAAAGCUGAGCAGUGGUUCAGGGACAGGAAGGAGCCCCAGGCCUGGCAGGACUAGUGAUCCGCCCUGGUUCCUCUCUGGCUCUGACACACUGGGCAGACUGGCAGGCAACACCCUUGGGAGCCGCUGGAGUUCUGGGGUGAAUGGUGCAGCCACAGCAAGCGGAGGUGGGGCCGGGGGUGGCAGCAGCGGUGGCACUGGAGGUGGAGGAGGAGGAGGGGGCAGCAGCUCUGGCCGGUCGUCAGCGGCAGCGCGGGACUCCCGCAGGCAGACCAGGGUGAUCCGCACGGGAAGGGAGCGCGGCUCCGGACUCCUGGGCAGCCAGCCGCAGCCUGUCAUUCCAGCCUCCGUCAUCCCGGAUGAGCUCAUCACCCAGGCCCAGGUAGUUCUCCAGGGGAAGUCCAGAAGCGUCAUCAUCCGGGAGCUCCAGCGUACGAACUUAGACGUGAACCUGGCUGUCAACAACUUGCUGAGCAGAGACGAUGAAGAUGGCGAUGAUGGCGAUGACACUGCCAGCGAAUCCUACUUACCAGGAGAAGACCUGAUGUCCCUGCUGGACGCAGACAUCCACUCAGCCCACCCCAGCGUCAUCAUCGAUGCCGACGCCAUGUUCUCUGAGGACAUCAGCUACUUCGGAUACCCCUCCUUCCGGCGCUCCUCGCUGUCCCGGCUGGGCUCCUCGCGAGUUCUCCUUCUUCCCUUAGAGCGAGACUCGGAGCUGUUGCGUGAGCGUGAGUCUGUGUUGAGGUUGCGUGAGCGGAGGUGGCUCGAUGGCGCCUCUUUUGAUACGGAGCGAGGCUCCACCAGCAGGGAGGGCGAGCCCGGCCUGGACAAGAAGAGCAUCCCCUUGCAGAGCCCCGUCUCCCUGGGGGAAGACCUCCAGUGGUGGCCUGACAAGGACGGCACUCGGUUCGUCAGCAUCGGCGCUCUGUACUCUGAGCUCAUAGCGCUCAGCUCAAAAGGAGAGCUCUACCAGUGGCGAUGGAGUGAACCUGAGCCCUACCGCAAUCCACAGAACCCAGCAAUUCACCAUCCUCGCUCCACCUCCUUGGGCCUCGCCAACGAGAAGAUCACUCUCUUGUCGGCCAACAGCAUCAGGGCCACUGUGGCGACGGAAAGCAAUAAGGUGGCCACCUGGGUGGACGAGACACUGAGCACGGUGGCGUCGAAGCUGGAGCACAGCGCGCAGGCCUUCCCCGAGCUGCUGGGCGAGCGCGUCAUCUCCCUGCACUGCUGCGCCCUGUACACCUGCGCCCAGCUUGAGAGCUGCCUCUACUGGUGGGGUGUCGUGCCUUUUAAUCAAAGGAAGAAAAUGCUUGAAAAGGCCAGAGCCAAGAAUAAGAAGCCAAAGUCCAGCACCGGCAUCUCCUCCAUCCCCAACAUCACGGUGGGAACUCAGGUGUGCCUGAGGAACAACCCCCUGUACCACGCGGGCGCCGUGGCCUUCUCCGUCAGCACGGGGGUCCCCAAGGUGGGCGUGCUCAUGGAGUCUGUGUGGAACAUGAACGACAGCUGCAGGUUCCAGCUGCGUUCUCCGGAGAGCCUCAAGAACAUGGAAAAGACAAGCAAGAGCCAGGAAACUAAGACAGAGAGCAAGCAGGAGUGUGUAAAGACCGAGAUGGGCCCCCCACCUUCGCCAGCCUCCACCUGCAGCGAUGCGUCCUCCAUCGCCAGCAGUGCCUCGCUCCCUUACAAGCGACGGCGCUCCACCCCCGCCCCCAAAGAGGAGGAGAAAGUCAACGAGGAGCCUUGGCCUCUUAGAGAAGUGGUUUUUGUAGAGGAUGUUAAAAACGUCCCUGUUGGAAAGGUGCUAAAAGUCGAUGGUGCGUAUGUUGCUGUGAAAUUUCCAGGGACGUCGAGCAGUGUGGGCAGCCAGAGCGCAGCUCCCUCUGACUCUGACCCGUCCUCACUGCUGCAGGACUGUAGGCUGCUCCGAAUAGACGAGCUACAGGUAGUAAAAACUGGUGGAACUCCAAAAGUUCCUGAUUGCUUUCAGCGCACACCUAAAAAACUAUGUAUACCUGAUAAAGCUGAAAUCUUGGCGGUCAACGUCGACUCCAAAGGAGUCCAUGCAGUGCUCAAAACGGGCAGCUGGGUGCGCUACUGUGUGUUUGACCUGGCCACAGGCAAGGCAGAGCAGGAAAAUAACUUCCCCACCAGCAGCCUGGCCUUUCUGGGGCAGAACGAGCGAAAUGUGGCCAUCUUCACGGCGGGACAGGAGGCCCCUGUCAUCCUGCGUGAUGGCAAUGGGACGAUUUACCCCCUGGCCAAAGACUGCAUGGGGGGGAUACGGGACCCAGACUGGCUGGAUCUGCCCCCCAUCUCCAGCCUUGGCAUGGGGGUCCACUCCCUCACCAACAUUCCCACAAACUCCACCAUCAAGAAGAAGGCCGCUGUUGUUAUCCUAGCGGUAGAGAGGCAGGCUCUGAUGCAGCACGUCCUCCGCUGCGACUAUGAAGCAUGCCGUCAAUACCUGGCCAGCCUGGAGCAGGCACUGUUACUGGAGCAGGGCCCCCCGGCCCUGGGCGCCGUGUUGGAGCACCGCUGUGACGGCAACCGCAACGUGCUGCACGCCUGCGUCUCCGCCUGCUUCCCCGUUAGCAACAAAGAGACCAAGGAGGAGGAGGAAGCGGAGCGCUCCGAGAGAAACACCUUCGCCGAGAGGCUGUCGGCGGUGGAGGCCAUAGCCAACGCCAUCUCGGUGGUCUCCAGCAACAGCUCCGGGAACAGGACGGGCUCAUCCAGCAGCCGGGGGCUGCGGCUGCGUGAAAUGAUGCGGCGCUCCCUCCGAGCAGCCGGACUGGGCCGCCACGAGUCGGGCCCGUCUUCCAGCGAGCACCAGGACCCGGUGUCCCCACCCAUCGCCCCUCCCAGCUGGGUACCGGACCCCCCUCCAAUGGAUCCAGAUGGGGAUAUUGAUUUCAUCUUGGCACCGGCUGUAGGGUCGAUCACGACCACUGCUUCCAGUACCGGUCAGGGGCCAAGCACGUCCACCAUACCAGGACCCUCCUCCGAGCCCUCCAUGGUGGACUCCAAGGACCGGAAGAGCAACGCCCACCUGAUCCUGAAGCUGAUGUGCAACAGCGUGGUGUUGCAUCCGUACCUCCGCGAGCUGCUGUCAGCCAAGGAUGCCCGGGGCAUGACCCCCUUCAUGCUGGCUGUCAGUGGGAGGGCUUAUCCAGCUGCCAUCACCGUCCUGGAAGCAGCGCAGAAGAUAGCCAAAGGUGACCCCAGCCCUGGUGACAAGGAGGAUGCGGACUCCGUGUUCAUGGAAAUGAUCUGCCCGCCCGGUACCAACCCGGACGACUCCCCGCUCUACGUGCUCUGCUGCAAUGACACAUGCAGCUUCACCUGGACGGGGGCAGAGCACAUCAACCAGGAUAUUUUUGAGUGCCGGACAUGUGGCUUGCUGGAGAGUCUCUGCUGCUGCACCGAAUGUGCCAGGGUCUGCCACAAGGGACACGACUGCAAGCUCAAGAGGACCUCCCCCACUGCCUACUGUGACUGCUGGGAGAAGUGCAAGUGUAAGACCCUGAUCGCGGGCCAGAAGUCUGCCCGAUUGGACCUGCUCUACCGGCUGCUCACCACCACCAAUCUGGUCACUAUGCCCAACAGCAGGGGGGAGCACAUCCUGCUGUUCCUAGUCCAGACCGUCGCCAGGCAGAGCGUGGAACACUGUCAGUACCGUCCCCCGCGCAUCAGGGAGGACAGGAACCGCAAGGCGGCGAGCGCUGAAGAUUCGGACAUGCCAGACCACGACCUGGAGCCCCCGCGCUUCUCACAGCUGGCCCUGGAGCGCGUCCUGCAGGACUGGAACGCCCUGCGCUCCAUGGUGCUCUUCGGCUCCCAGGACAGCAAAGACCCGCUGAGUGCCAGCAGCAGAGUGGGUCACCUCCUGCCCGAGGAGCAGGUCUACCUCAACCAGCAGAGCGGCACCAUCCGGCUCGACUGCUUCACGCACUGCCUCAUCGUGAAGUGUGCCCCGGACAUCACGCUCAGCCGGUUCAUCGACACUCUGCUGGGUACCCUGGUGAAAGAACUGCAGAAUAAAUACACCCCGGGCCGGAGGGAGGAGGCCAUCGACGUCACCAUGCGGUUCCUGCGCUCGGUGGCUCGGGUCUUCGUCAUCCUCAGUGUCGAAAUGGCCUCGUCCAAGAAAAAAAACAACUUCAUCCCCCAGCCGAUUGGAAAGUGCCGGCGCGUCUUCCAGGCCCUGCUGCCCUACGCCGUGGAGGAGCUGUGCAACGUGGCCGAGUCGCUCAUCGUGCCAGUGCGCAUGGGCGUGGCCCGGCCCACCGCGCCCUUCACCCUGGCCAGCACCAGCAUUGACGCCGUGCAGGGCAGAACGCUGUCUGUUCUGAACCCCUCCUCCCUCCCUCCCGAAGGUGCCAGCAGUGUUCCUGCCUUCUUUUCAGAGGACGACUCGCAGUCCAAUGACUCCAGCGACUCCGACAGCAGCAGCAGCCAGAGCGACGACGUGGACCAGGAGACGUACCUGGUGGAUGAGCCGCUGGAACGUACCACGGGCGCCGCCCACGCCAACGGCGCUGCCCAGGCCCCGCGCUCCAUGCAGUGGGCCGUGCGUAACGCGCCCAGCCAACGUACCACCGCCAACGCCCCCUCCGGCUCCUCCACUCCCGCAGCAAGCUCCACUGGCCUUAUCUACAUCGACCCGUCGAACCUGCGCCGCAGCGGAGCCAUCAGCACGAGUGCAGCGGCUGCCGCUGCCUUGGAGGCCGGCAGCUCCAGCAGCUACCUGACGUCGGCCAGCAGCCUGGCCAGGGCCUACAGCAUCGUGAUCCGGCAGAUCUCUGACCUCAUGGGACUCGUCCCAAAGUACAACCAGCUGGUCUACUCCCAGUACCCUGCUGCCGUCAAGCUCACCUUCCAGGACGCCGUCCAUCUGCAGAGCUAUGUGGAAGAAAAACUGAUUCCCACCUGGAACUGGAUGGUGUCCAUAAUGGAUUCGACGGAGGCACAGCUGCGUUACGGUUCGGCACUGGCCUCCGCCGGCGACCCAGGCCACCCCAGCCACCCACUGCACGCCUCACAGCACGCCGGCCGCCGGGAGCGUGUCACGGCUCGUGAAGAGGCCAGCAUCCGGGCGCUGGAGGGCCGCAGACGCACUGCCUCUCUGCUGAGUGCACGCCAGGGCAUGAUGUCGGCGAGGGGUGACUUCCUGAACUACGCCCUCUCUCUGAUGCGCUCACACAACGACGAGCACUCGGACGUGCUGCCCGUCCUGGACGUCUGCUCGCUCAAGCACGUCGCAUACGUCUUCCAGGCCCUCAUUUACUGGAUCAAGGCCAUGAACCAGCAGACUACCCUGGACACCACGCAGCUGGACAGAAAGAGGACCCGUGAGAUUCUGGAGCUGGGCCUGGACAAUGAAGACUCUGAGCAUGAGAACGAUGAGGACACUAAUCAGAGCUCCACCAUCCAUGAGAAGGAUGACGACCCCCUGUCUGCAGAAACGGGUCAGAACCAUCCCUUCUUCCGCCGCUCUGACUCUAUGACCUUCCUGGGCUGCAUUCCUCCAAAUCCUUUUGAGGUGCCACUGGCUGAGGCCAUCCCAUUGGCGGACCAGCCCCACCUGUUACAGCCAAAUGCCAGGAAGGAGGAUCUGUUUGGGAGGCCAAGCCAGGGCCUCUACUCGUCCACAUACAGCACCAGCAAAGGCCUGAUGGACAUCAGCCUAGACCGCAGCUGCCUGGAGGUCCUGCCCACGAAGAUGUCGUACUCGGCCAACAUGAGGAACGUGAUGAACAUGCAGGCUCGGCAGAAAGCUGGCGAGCAGCAAGCCCCUCCCGAGGACCACCUGGCACCCCCCAAGCCCGGGCCGUCCGCCCACGACCUGGCAGCCCAGCUGAAGAGCAGCCUGCUUGCGGAAAUCGGCCUGACGGAGAGUGAGGGUCCACCUCUCACCUCUUUCAGGCCGCGCUGCAGCUUCAUGGGCAUGGUCAUCUCCCACGACAUGCUACUAGGCCGCUGGCGUCUGUCCCUGGAGCUCUUUGGACGCGUCUUCAUGGAGGACGUGGGCGCAGAGCCCGGAUCGAUCCUCACGGAGCUGGGGGGUUUCGAGGUCAAGGAGUCCAAGUUCCGCCGGGAGAUGGAGAAGCUGCGCAACCAGCAGUCCCGUGACCUGGCAUUGGAGGUGGACCGUGACCGUGAGCAGCUCAUCCAGCAGACCAUGCGGCAGCUGAACGCGCACUUCGGCCGGCGUUGUGCCGCCACACCCAUGGCCGUGCACCGCGUCAAGGUCACCUUCAAGGACGAGCCCGGCGAGGGCAGCGGCGUGGCCAGGAGCUUCUACACGGCCGUGGCCCAGGCUGUCCUGUCCAGCGAGAAGCUGCCCAGCCUGGACUGUGUGCAAAGUGUCAGCAAGGGCAUGCAGGCCAGCAAUCUGAUGCAGAGGCUUCGGAACCGGGACCGAGAGAGAGAGCGCCGCAGCGGUGGACUGAGGGCUGGUUCCCGCCGGGACCGGGACAGGGACUCGAGGAGGCAGCUGUCUGUUGAUACGAGGCCCUUCAGACCGGCAUCGGAGGGGAAUCCCAGCGAUGAGCCCGACCCGCUGCCGGCCCACAGGCAGGCUCUAGGGGAGAGGCUGUACCCCCGGGUCCACGCCAUGCAGCCGGCUUUCGCCAGUAAGAUCACGGGAAUGCUGCUUGAGCUUUCUCCAGCCCAGCUGCUGCUGCUCCUGGCCAGUGAGGACUCGCUGAGGGCACGGGUGGAGGAAGCCAUGGAGCUCAUCAUUGCACAUGGACGGGAAAAUGGGGCAGACAGCAUUCUGGACCUCGGCCUGCUGGACACGUCAGACAAGGCUCAGCCACAGGACAACCGCAAGCUGCAUGGAUCCAGCCGUAGUGUGGUGGACAUGGAGUUGGAUGACACAGAUGACAGUGAUGACAACACUCCGCUCUUCUACCAACCCGGCAAGAGGGGGUUCUACUCCCCCAGGCCUGGCAAGAACACGGAGGCCCGGCUGAACUGCUUCCGCAACAUCGGAAGAAUACUUGGUUUGUGCCUCCUGCAGAAUGAGCUGUGUCCGAUAACCCUGAACAGACAUGUCAUCAAAGUGCUGCUAGGGAGAAAGGUGAACUGGCACGACUUCGCCUUCUUUGACCCGGUGAUGUACGAGAGCUUACGGCAGCUCAUUCUGCACUCUCAGACGGGAGAGGCGCAGGCAGUGUUUGCUGCCAUGGACCUGGCCUUCGCCAUCGACCUCUGCAAGGAGGAGGGUUCUGGCCAGGUGGAGCUCCUAUCCGGUGGUGUAAACGUGCCGGUGACUCCACAGAAUGUGUAUGAAUACGUGAGGAAAUAUGCCGAACACCGCAUGCUGGUGGUGGCUGAGCAGCCGCUGCAUGCGAUGAGGAAGGGACUGCUGGACGUGCUGCCCAAGAAUGCCCUGGAGGACCUGACAGCAGAGGACUUCAGGCUCCUCGUGAACGGCUGUGGAGAAGUCAACGUGCAGAUGCUGAUCAGCUUCACUUCUUUUAACGACGAGUCAGGAGAGAAUGCAGAGAAGCUUCUGCAGUUUAAACGUUGGUUCUGGUCCAUUGUGGAGAAGAUGAGCAUGACAGAGAGACAAGACCUGGUGUACUUCUGGACUUCCAGUCCGUCCCUGCCGGCCAGCGAGGAAGGCUUUCAGCCGAUGCCCUCCAUAACCAUCCGGCCCCCAGACGACCAGCACCUGCCCACCGCCAACACGUGCAUCUCACGCCUCUACGUGCCGCUGUAUUCUUCCAAACAGAUCCUCAAACAGAAACUGCUCCUGGCCAUCAAGACAAAGAACUUCGGAUUUGUGUAGAAGUUAACGAGCGCCUUCUCUACGGUUGUGUAAUAUUACUAGUUCCAUUUUUGUAGAAUUAUUUUUUAUUUGUCUAUACUAUUUUAUGAUAUUUGAAAUGCUGUCAUCCCUGACGGUAACUCUUAUUUUGCGUUGUUUUAUUUCUGAAGAAAUGUACAUUCCUCCAUUGAGUGUGUAAAGUUGAAGCCCACAGCACAGCCCGCUUAAACUCUUCCCCUUCAUUUUGCCCUAUAGGAUGAACCCCAGCCAAAGACGACAGCAGACAUCUUUAAAAUAACAUUUCACUGUGAUUAUGGUUUAAUUUUCCCCACCCUAAAAAGAAAUACUUAAUCUCACUCAACGUUCACUGCUGCCUUUGUGAAAAGUCUGUUUUUCUUGUAUAGGGGGAGUAGGGAAUUUAAAAAUAAACUUGACAAUGCAAAAUA